AUGUUCAACAAAAAACAAAAAUCAAGACCUACAUACACCUGGCAAGUAUGGGCCAUCUACAUGAUCUUAGCUGCAAACCUCUCUGAAGAGCAAGUGCUGAAGCAGGCUUGUCCUUCGUGUGAUAAUGCUCAGAUCUGCAGCUGCUCUGCCGUGGGCUUGGACUUUAUUCCCUUGAGGCUCGCAGCCAAAAUCACGGUGUUAAACCUGUCCCACAACAGGAUAAAGCGCAUCCGAUCCCAGGAUCUGCAGCAGGCUGUGAACCUGAGACACCUCCUGCUGCAGUCCAAUGAAAUCAGCUCAAUAGACAAGGGCUCAUUUCGCUCUCUCGGGAAACUGGAGCUCUUGGACUUAUCAAAUAACAGCUUGGCUUGCUUGUCCCCUGCGUGGUUUGGGCCCCUUCUUUCGCUCCAGCACCUCCACCUUCAAGGGAAUUCUUACCGAGACCUGGGGAAAGGCUCCCUCUUUUCUAGCCUGAGGAACCUGAGCUCUCUCCACCUGGGCAAUCCACAGUUCUCCACGAUAAGGCAAGGGAACUUUGAUGGCAUUGAGCUUCUUGACAAGUUGUGGAUCGAUGGUGGCAAUCUCAGUCAGUAUGAGCCAGGAAGUUUGAAAUCAAUUAAGAAGAUAAAUCACAUGAGCAUAAACCUAAGAAAUACUUAUGUAUUUUCAGCAAUUGUCAGGGACAUUCUGCACUCUGUCAUUUUGUUAGAAGUAAGAGAACUCACAUUAGACAUUAUAAAAAAAAGCUUGGUGCAGAACUCUACACUUCCUUUCAGGAUACAAAAACUUAAGUUUAAAGAUGUUUCAUUCACAGAUCAGUCUAUUAGCCAAAUCCUAGCAUUACUGAAGGAAAUCACAUCUCUGCAAGAGUUAGAGGCAAUUGAUUGUCUGCUUGAGGGAAAAGGAGACUGGGAUAUUAAAGAAAUUACAAGACGUGGGCAAAGUUUUGUUGAAACAGUUUCAAUAAAAAAUAUAAUUAUUCAGAAUUUCCAUUUGUUUGUUGACCUGGAUGGUAUGGAGUCACAAAUAAACAGACUGAAAAGACUCACAGUUGCAAGCUCUAGAGUUUUCAUGGUAGCAUGCAAGCUUGCAAAACAUUUUUCAUCACUUGUGUAUCUGGACUUUCAUGAUAAUUUGCUUGUAAAUAAUCGGUUGAACGAGACAAUAUGUGGAGGUGCUUGGCCUUCACUGCAAACUUUAAAUCUAAGUCAAAAUUCUCUAAAAUCUCUCAAACAGACUGCAAAUUCUGUAACUCGUCUACGCAAACUGAUAAAUCUUGACAUCAGCCAAAAUAAUUUUGGUGCAAUUCCAGAUGUAUGUGAAUGGCCAAAA
Molecule: messenger RNA, 1332 nt
Organism: Apaloderma vittatum (bar-tailed trogon)
Lineage: Eukaryota; Metazoa; Chordata; Aves; Trogoniformes; Trogonidae
Gene: TLR2
Product: toll-like receptor 2
Exons: 1
Biological process (GO): toll-like receptor signaling pathway; inflammatory response; immune response
Cellular component (GO): membrane
Molecular function (GO): protein binding; triacyl lipopeptide binding; transmembrane signaling receptor activity
Source: RefSeq, a predicted model, not a curated record